Molecule: messenger RNA, 2767 nt
Organism: Peromyscus maniculatus bairdii (prairie deer mouse)
Lineage: Eukaryota; Metazoa; Chordata; Mammalia; Rodentia; Cricetidae
Biological process (GO): regulation of DNA-templated transcription
Cellular component (GO): nucleus
Source: RefSeq, a predicted model, not a curated record
GGAAUCCCACCAUAUACUCCUGACUCAACUAUAGGAAACUGGACUGUUUAGAUAGUUUGAGCUAUCUGUGCUUCAGUCCUGAGUGAAUGACCCAGGACCAGUGACCCUUCACUAGGGAGGGGGACAGAAUCGAAUCCACAAUAGGAGAAAACUCCAUUCCCUGGUUCCAAGAAUUCUUGCGCAUUGACUUCUGGGAAAUGUAGUCUGCAGCACUGUGACGUCACGGUGAGCCAUCCAGGAAAUUCCCUUCUGGACUUCAGUCCACACAUUUGCAGUUUUCCCAAAGUUGGGAGAGAGUCCUGCCUGCUGUACGUUCCUGUUGCGUCUCUGACAUGGAGGAAAUGCUGUCCUUCUGGGAUGUGGCCAUUGAGUUCUCUGCAGAAGAGAGGGAAUGCCUGGAGCCUGCUCAGUGGAAUUUGUACAGGGAUGUGAUGUUGGAGAAUUACAGCAACCUUGUGUUCCUUGGUCUUGCUGUGUCUAAGCCACACCUGGUGACACAUUUGGAGCAAAGACAAGAAUCUUCAGAUGUGAAGAGACAAGCAGCAGCCAACGUGCAGCCAGGAACAACAUUCAAUGAUUAUAAUGAUUACAACAACGGUAUUGACUGUAACUUAUUACGUAUUCAAAGCCAGAGAAUUCAUACAAGGGAGAAACCCUACCAGUGUAAAGAAUGUGGCAAGGGCCUUAGUUCUUAUAAAACACUUUCCAUACACCAGAGACUUCAUACUGGAGAAAAAUCCUAUACAUGUAAGGAAUGUCAUAAGGCCUUCAAUACUCGCUCAUCACUUUUUAUACACCAGAAAAAUCAUACUGAUGAAAAAACACACAAGUGUGAAGAAUGUGGCAAAUUAUUUUACUAUCCUUCAAUGCUGAAGCAACAUCAAAGAAUUCAUUCUGCAGAGAAACCCCACAAGUGUGAAAAAUGUGGCAAAGCUUUUUAUGAUCCUUCAUUCCUGAAGCAACAUCAAAGAAUUCAUUCUGGAGAGAAACCAUAUAAGUGUCAAAAAUGUGGCAAAACUUUUUAUAAUUUUUCAUUCCUGAAGCAGCAUCAAAGAAUUCAUUCUGGAAAGAAACCUUACAAAUGUGAAGAAUGUGGAAAAUCCUUUUAUAAACCUUCAAUGCUGAAGCAACAUCAAAGAAUUCAUUCUGGAGAGAAACCAUGCAAGUGUGAAGAAUGUGGCAAAUCCUUUUACACUCCUUCACUGCUGAAGCAACAUCAAAGAAUUCAUUCUAGAGAGAAUCCAUGCAAGUGUGAAGAGUGUGGCAGUUUAUUUUCUUCAUUUUCAUACCUUACUCAACAUCAAACUGUUCACUGCACAGACAGUCCCUACAAGUGUGAGGAGUGUGGCAUAAGGUUUUCCCAUUCUGCAAUCCUUCAGAAACAUAGUAAAAUUCAUGAAGAGAGACCAUACAAGUGUGAAGAAUGUCACAAAACCUUUCUUUAUCAGUCAUCACUUAAGAACCACAAGGUAGUUCAUACUAGACAGAAACUCUACAAGUGUGAAGAGUGUGGCAAAUAUUUUUCCUCAGCUUCAUGUCUUAGACGACAUCAAAUAAUUCACUAUGAAGACAACCCUUACAAGUGUGAAGAGUGUGGCAGAUGUUUUUCCUCAGAUGCAUGUUUUAGAGCACAUCAAACUAUCCAUUCUGAAGACAAUCCUUAUACCUGUGUACAAUGUGACAAACGAUAUUCCUGUUCUAGGGAUCUUCAGGAACAUCAAACACUUCAUACUGGAGAGAAAUUGUACAAGUGUGAAGAAUGUGGCAAAGGCUUUCAUUAUCACUCAGGCUUUAGGAGACACAAGGCAAUUCAUACUGGAGAGAAAGCUUACAAGUGUGAAGAAUGUCACAAAGCCUUUCGUUAUCUCUCAUCCCUUAAGAAUCACAUGGGAGUUCAUACUGGAGAGAAACCGUACAAGUGUGGAGAAUGUAACAAAACCUUUUGUUAUCUCUCAUACCUUAGGAAACACAAGAGAGUUCAUAGUGAAGAGAAACUCUACAAGUGUGAAGAAUGUCACAAAGCCUUUCAUUAUAUCUCAUCCCUUAUGAAACAUAAGACAAUUCAUACUGGAGAGAAAUCCUACAAGUGUGAAGAAUGUCACAAAGCCUUUUUUUAUCUCUCAUCCCUUAGGAGACACAAGACAGUUCAUACUGAAGAGAAACCAUACAAGUGUGAAGAAUGUCACAAAGCCUUUUAUUAUAUCUCAUCCCUUAUGAGACACAAGACAGUUCAUACUGGAGAACAUCCCUAAAACUGUGAAUAUGUGACAGAAGGUUCUCUUCACCUUCAUCCUUUAGACAAAAUAAAAAAGAAAAGGAAAUUCAUUCUGAAGACAAUCCCUAAAAUUGUGGGCAAUGUAUCAAAAACUUUGUUAAUCUUUAUGUGCUUACUCAACACAUGAUAUAGUUCAUAUGGAAGAAGUAUCCUACAAAUGUCUUAAAAUGUUUACUUUUUCAACCCUUAAAAUACAUCAAAUGAUUUAUUCUGACUCAAACUCCAUGAGUGUGUGAAGUGUGGUAAAAUAUUUGCGAACUAUUCAGAUCUUAUCCACCUCAAUGAAUCCAUAGUGGAGAAUGUUAGGAAUCAUUUUGGAAUGUCAGCAAGAACAUCUAACUUCCAAUAGCAAAAAUGUUAAGAAUGUCAUCAGAGAGCUGUAGAGAUUUCUCUUUGCUAACCCCAACAAUUUGUCCAAGCAGUGUGUUUGAAUCUUGCCUUGAUUAAUGAGUCUCUUUCUUCUGUAACUAUAAAUGUUCUCUGAAACCUUUA